AUGGAUGGAGACGGUGAACGAGCCGCUCGGGCACAGCUGUGUGUCCUGCAGCUGCGCUCCUUUCACUUGCAUCUCUUCUACGACCAGACUGACGGGCUUGUUGCCAUGCUGUACGGAGGGACACAGAGGCUUGCUGUCAUAUUCUUCAGGAAAGUCCUGACGGCGGUCAUCCAGAAUGGGGAUCGCAGCAGUGGCGUGUCUAGAAAUUUUUUGUUGGGGGUCCAGGUAAUUGAGUCCCGCACCUUGACCCUAGCGCGUUCCCUCACCCAGAAGCUCCAGACCACCUGCCUUGUCCUCGUCUCCAGCCUGCAGGGUCUCCCCAACCACAUCCAGCAGGAGGCGCUGUCUCUCGGCCACUCGGCCUCACAGGUGUACGCCAACUUCAGCAAAGCUAAGGCGCUGGGAGACCUGCCAGACACCGUGUUGACCAGCAGCAGAGUUCAGCUGAGCAAAAUGAAAGAGUCCCUGGACAACGUCAUGGAUUAUCUGAUCAACAACACGCCACUCAACUGGCUGGUGGGACCUUUCUAUCCACAGAUGGCUCCCGAGCCCACUCCCAUACCGGCCUCUGAAGACAGCAGCACCUACGCCACAUCCUCCAGCUCUUCUUCUACACAGGGACAGAGGGAGGAGCCCAUGGAGGUGGAGAUGGAAUCCCUGUAGUGAUCCAUUACAAUUUAAAGCUUAAUAUUCUGAAUUUUGUGGCAAUAUUUGACAGCUUUGUAUGCAAACUUUUUUUUUUUUUUAAUAAAUCUCAAAUGUAUUAGGACAGAACAUGAAAUAUGUAGUUCACAGUACCAAGAAAGUAAAUUUUAUUAACUUUAGAAUCUUGAACUACAAAACUAUUGUGCAAUUUCAUUCAUCAUACAAAUCAUUUAUCUGGAAAAAAUAAACCUGUGCUUGUUUCAGUAUAAACGAGUGAAAUCUG
Molecule: messenger RNA, 928 nt
Organism: Oreochromis aureus
Lineage: Eukaryota; Metazoa; Chordata; Actinopteri; Cichliformes; Cichlidae
Product: perilipin-2-like
Exons: 3
Coding region: 1-663 (220 amino acids)
Biological process (GO): positive regulation of triglyceride storage; lipid storage
Cellular component (GO): lipid droplet; cytosol
Source: RefSeq, a predicted model, not a curated record